AUGAGGCCGACGCUGCUGCAAGGCCAUGAGCGUGCGCUCACACAAGUCAAGUACAACAAAGAAGGCGACCUGCUGUUCUCGGUAGCCAAAGAUAAGGAUAUCUGUGCCUGGUUCACCAGCAAUGGCGAGCGCUUGGGAACCUACCAAGGUCAUCUGGGUGCAAUUUGGACCGUCGACGUUUCGCCAGACUCUAGAAUAUUAGCCUCCGGCUCCGCCGACAACACCAUCAGACUAUGGAAUGUUCAGACCGGUGAAAACGUCAAGACAUGGGAGUUCCCAACCGCAGUCAAGCGAGUUGAAUUCAGCGAAGACGGUAAGCAGCUACUCGCUGUUACCGAAAAGAGAAUGGGCUACUUGGGCACAAUUGUCGUCUACGACAUCAGGUACGGCGAAGAUCUCACAGACCAGACCGAUGAGGAGAGCCUCAAGAUCACCUGCGAGGACAGCAAAGCCACCGUUGCUGGUUGGAGUUAUCUCGACAAGUAUAUCAUCUCUGCACACGAAGAUGGGACGGUCACGCAGUGGGACGCCAAAACCGGCGAGUACAACAUGAGUAUCGAAGCUCACGAAUUCGACACUCAAAUCAACGACAUUCAAUUCUCUCAAGACCGAACAUACUUCAUCACCGCUGGUAAAGACAAGAGCGCCAAGAUUCUUUCCGCCCGAGACCUUUCGAUUCUGAAGAACUAUCCUGCCGACACCCCCCUCAACACUGCCGCCAUCACCCCCAAGAAAGACUUUGUCAUCCUGGGUGGUGGCCAGGCGGCCAUGGAUGUCACUACUACGUCUGCCCGGCAGGGUAAAUUCGAAGCCCGCUUCUACCAUAAGAUAUUUGAAGAUGAGAUCGGUCGUGUUAGAGGUCAUUUCGGUCCGCUUAACACGGUCGCCGUCCACCCUCAAGGCACCGCUUAUGCCUCUGGUGGCGAAGAUGGCUACGUUCGCAUGCACGCUUUCGAUAAAGCCUACUUCGAUUUCAUGUACGAGGUGGAGCGCGAGCAAGCGAGAAAAUGA
Cyphellophora europaea CBS 101466 is the source of this 1011-nucleotide messenger RNA. Its product is annotated as eukaryotic translation initiation factor 3 subunit I. Gene Ontology annotation, molecular function: RNA binding; translation initiation factor activity; protein binding. Gene Ontology annotation, biological process: cytoplasmic translational initiation. NCBI's taxonomy places the organism in Eukaryota, Fungi, Ascomycota, Eurotiomycetes, Chaetothyriales, Cyphellophoraceae. The record is from RefSeq and is a predicted model, not a curated record. The transcript is spliced from 2 exons. Bases 1 to 1011 code for a protein of 336 amino acids. Gene Ontology annotation, cellular component: cytoplasm; eukaryotic translation initiation factor 3 complex, eIF3m.